Melospiza georgiana is the source of this 2875-nucleotide messenger RNA. It is a transcript of the gene ELK4, whose product is annotated as ETS transcription factor ELK4. Bases 22 to 1374 code for a protein of 450 amino acids. Gene Ontology annotation, cellular component: nucleus. Gene Ontology annotation, biological process: regulation of transcription by RNA polymerase II; cell differentiation. Gene Ontology annotation, molecular function: sequence-specific DNA binding; DNA-binding transcription factor activity, RNA polymerase II-specific. Lineage: Eukaryota; Metazoa; Chordata; Aves; Passeriformes; Passerellidae. The transcript is spliced from 9 exons. The record is from RefSeq and is a predicted model, not a curated record.
GGCUCCUCCUCGCUCUCUGCUAUGGACAGUGCCAUCACCCUGUGGCAGUUCCUCCUCCAGCUGCUGCAAGAGCCCCAGAACAAGAACAUCAUCUGCUGGACCUCCACCGACGGGGAAUUCAAGCUGCUGCAGGCAGAGGAGGUGGCCAGGCUCUGGGGGAUCCGCAAGAACAAGCCCAGCAUGAACUAUGAUAAACUCAGCCGGGCGCUGCGCUACUACUACGUGAAGAACAUCAUCAAGAAGGUGAACGGGAAGAAGUUUGUGUACAAAUUCGUGUCCUACCCCGAGAUCCUCAACAUGGACCCGCUUGUGGUGGGCAGGAUGGAGGGGGACCCCGAGGUGCCCGGCUUUGGGGAGGUCCCCAGCGCCCCCAAGGAGGCCGAGAGCUGCGGCAAGGAGAAAUCGCAGCCGUGCGCCAAGUCCUCGAGCCGCAACGACUACAUCCACUCAGGCCUCUACUCCUCCUUCACCCUCAACUCCCUCAACUCCUCCGGCGUGAAGCUCUUCAGGUCCAUCAAGAUUGAGAACCCGGCCGAGAAGCUGGCGGAGAAGAAACCUCAGGACGCCGCCCCUUCUGUCAUCAAGUUUGUCACCGUGCCCUCCAAGAAGCCGCCCUCCGCCCCGCUGGUGUCGGCCGCCUCGGCCGUGGCCGUCACCUCCGCGGCCUCCGCCGCCCCCGGCGCGGCCUCCUCGCUGCCCCUGGGCUCCGAGGAGACUCUGCACACGCUGGAGACUCUGGUGCUGCCCAAGCUGAGCGUCCCCGAGGCCCCUCCGGCGCCUUUGCCGAGCCUGAGCGCCAGCUACGCCCCCACGCCCCCCGUCGCCUCGGUUUCCCCCGCGCUCCAGGCGCCCUCCACGCCGCCCUCGCCGCCGCUGAGCUCCAACCCCGAGCUGGACAUUGACACGGACAUCGAGUCCGUGGCCUCCCAGCAGCUGGAGCAGGCCCAGAGCCUGCAGCAGCCGUCCCCAGAGCCCAAGGAGCAGCAGGAUUCAGCUGGGCUGGAGAAGGAGUUCGCCAAUCACCUCUCCAGAGCCAAAAAACCCAAAGGGCUGGAGCUGGCCCCCACCCUGGUCAUCACCGGCAGCGACCCCAGCCCGCUGGGCAUCCUCAGCCCUUCCCUCCCAACCGCUUCUCUGACUCCAGCACUUUUCUCUCAGACCCCCAUCCUGCUGACCCCCAGCCCGCUGCUCUCCAGCAUCCACUUCUGGAGCACCCUGAGCCCCGUGGCGCCGCUGAGCCCCGCACGCCUGCAGGGCGCCAACACCCUCUUCCAGUUUCCAUCCGUGCUGAACAGUCAUGGCCCAUUUACCCUGUCUGGGCUGGAUGGACCCUCCACCCCCGGCCCCUUUUCCCCAGACCUGCAGAAGACAUAGCACAAGGAAUUCAUCCAUCCCUGCACAAGGACACAGCAAGGCAAGCACGGGACAUUAUUUCUUUUUUUUUUUUUAAAAACAAGCAGUUUGUAAUUCCACUGAGAUUCUCAACACUUGGAGUUGGAGUUGUUGCCAUUCCCGAAUCCAAAAAAAAAAAAGACAAAAAAAAAAGCCUUUUUUGUGCAAAAAUUCCCCAUUUUUUUGGAAGAACCCAGGUUGGGAAUGUAUAUGCAAACGCCUUAAUAGGAGCUGCAGCUCCAAUUUUUUUUCUCCUCCUCCUCACUUUGGAAAAAUUUUUUUCCCUGCAUCCAAAAGGGAUUUUUGGGUGGUGUUGCAGCGACUGAGCCUGCACAAACAGCACCGGAGGAGGUUUGUCUCUGUGACUUUUGGAAAAAAAAACAAACAAAAAAACAAACAAAAAACAAACAAAAAACAAACCAAACCCUCUGUUCUUCAGCAAGGAGAACCCUGAAUCCUGAUGGAAGCUGGAAUUCCAGGAAAAGUUUGGGAAUAUUGGAGUUUGUGCUGCCAGCUCUGCCCUGAGGGCGCCACAACUUUUGUGCAGCAACAAAAGCACCAGAACUUCUCUGCUGCCUUUGUCUUUAUUUGUAUUUUAUUUUUAUUUUUUUUUUCUUCUUCAAGGAUUUAUUCCAGAUUUACAUCCAGGACAAUUCUGUGGAGAGAAGAUUUGGGGCUGGAUUUUGGGUAUUUCCCUUCCCACGAGGGGUGGGAUGAGCUCCUUUCGCUUCUCACAGACUUUCAGUGCUGGAGUCCAAACAUUUCUUGUGCCACAGCCUGGGAGCUCCAUGCUGGAUCAGCAGGAUGGGAGGAUUUUAUCUGCAAUUUUGGGGUUUUCUUGCAGUUCUGGGAGGUUUUCCUGCAGUUUUGGGAGUUUUCCCUGCAGUUUUGGGAGGUUUUCCUGCAGUUUUGGGAGGUUUUUCUUGGAAUUUUGGGGGGUUUUUCUUGCAAUUUUGGGAGGUUUUCCUGCAGUUUUGGGAGGUUUUUCUUGCAAUUUUGGGGGGUUUUCCUGCAGUUUUGGGAGGGUUUUCCUGAGUUUUGGGAGAUUUCCCUGCAGUUUUGGGAGGGUUUUCCUGAGUUUUGGGAGGUUUUCCUGCAAUUUUGGGAGGAUUUCCUGCAGUUCUGGGAGGUUUUCCUGCAGUUUGGGAGGUUUUUCUUGCAAUUUUGGGAGGUUUUCCUGCAGUUUUGAGGGGUUUUCCUGCAGUUCUGGGGGGUUUUCCUGCAGUUCUGGGAGGUUUUUCUUGCAAUUUUGGGGGGUUUUCCUGAAGUUUUGGGGUUUUCCUGCAGUUUUGGGAGGUUUUUCUUGCAAUUUUGGGGGGUUUUCCUGAAGUUUUGGGGGCUUUUCCUGCAGUUUUGGGAGGAUUUCCUGCAAUUUUGGGAGGUUUUUCUUGGAAUUUUGGGGGGUUUUCCUGCAGUUCUGGGAGGUUUUUCUUGCAAUUUUGGGAGGUUUUCCUGCAAUUUGGGAGAUUUUCCUGCAGUUUUG